Messenger RNA from Nasonia vitripennis (jewel wasp), 5224 nucleotides. RefSeq lists its product as uncharacterized. The record is from RefSeq and is a predicted model, not a curated record. The transcript has 7 exons. Lineage: Eukaryota; Metazoa; Arthropoda; Insecta; Hymenoptera; Pteromalidae. Gene Ontology annotation, cellular component: SCF ubiquitin ligase complex. Gene Ontology annotation, biological process: SCF-dependent proteasomal ubiquitin-dependent protein catabolic process. Gene Ontology annotation, molecular function: protein binding. The coding region runs from base 329 to 1648 and encodes 439 amino acids.
AUAAUACAUAUGCAGCUGAUGCGACUCAGUGGUGCUUAUUGCUCCGUAGAUUCCAUAUCUACGUUUGUUGACAUUUAGAAGCUGUCAAAGCACUUUGAACAAAUGUCAUGAUUUUGUAAAUAACAAGUGAAUUUUUUAGUUUCUCAUGAGUGAACGAACAACAAUAUGGUUUUUGUGAAAAAGAGAAAUCUUUUGCUAUCGUCCCAGUGAGGUUACAUUAAUCAAAUCAAUGCAUUUGUUUACAAAGUGUAUUUUUUUUCAACUUUUCAAUCUCCUGUUUUGGAAUCCCUCGUAAUAUUUUGUGCAAUAAAUAAGUAACGAAAUAACCAUGAAACGUGCCAACUCAGGAUCUCCAGAGCCAUGUAGUGCUGAUACAUUGCCUCCGGAGGCAAAGCGCUCCAAAAUUCUUUAUCAUGAUGAAGUUUAUGUUUAUAGUUUGCUUGAUUUAUCGGACGAUGUUUUACUUCAUAUUUUCAAGUAUCUCUCGUCGUUUGAUUUAAUGUCACUUCAUUUGUGCUGCACUAGAUUGCAUAAUCUGUGUUAUGAUAGAACUUUGUGGAGAACUGUAGAUCUUCGUGCUCAGCAUUUGCCUCUUGAAGAAUUAAACGAAUAUAUGAAAUUUAUCCAACCUGUAACAAAAACGGUUGCCAUACGUGGAAACAAGAGAAAAAGUGAAUUUCCAGAACUCGAUCAGAGUUUUCUCAAUACCCUUAAUUCGAAAUGUGGAAACCUACAAGAGUUAAUUCUUGAGGAUUACAGUAUUUUACGAGGAAAUAUACAAAUAAAAAACUUUCCCAGAAGUCUUCAGAAAUUAUCUUUUAAAGGUUGUCAAAUAAUUAAGGAUGGUUUAAAUGGAGAGAAUAAUAACAAAUCUUAUCUAUGGGGAAUUGAUCGUCAUAUGCCUAAUUUGACGUGCUUGAUACUUACCAAUUGCAAUUGGCUUAAUUCACACUCAUUCAUGGCAAUUAGUAAAAUAUCAAAGCUUAAAGAAGUAAGGCUGAAUUCUUGUCAUGGGUUAAGUGAAGAAGUUGCAUAUGCAAGCCUUGCCUGUAGAUAUGGACUGAAAUCGCUAGAGAUAUUGGAUUUGCGAGAUACGUUUGUGGGAGAUAGUGUUGUAAGUAGUUUUAAUCAGACAUCAACUUUAACUGAAAUAUAUCUGGAACGUCCCAGUUCUGAAACAGUGCAGCAUCGCCCAGAUGAGCGUCCUCCACAGCAAGAAGUACUGCUGGUUCAGUUGCAGCGAGGACCAGAAGCAAUACACCAAAAUCAUCAGGUUGUUAAUGGGGAUGCUUUCAAUCGUUUAAUUUUUAAUAUGAUUGAUGAUACAGUAAGGGGCAACAUUUCUGAUAGGUCAGUAUGCGCCUUAGGUUUAGUUAAUCAUGAAAUCAAUCAAGAAAUUAUACAAAAUCGUAAUGAAGUACAAGUCGUUCAAGGCAGACCACGUACUUCCACGAAUCCAAACCUAAAAAAAUUAGUUGUAAGAAAUUAUGCAGGAGUUACUAAUCAAACGUUGAUUAAUUUUGUUGUUAAUGGUCCAAAGCUUGAAUAUCUUGACGUGACAGGCACGUCCGUUACGAAAGAAGGAUUACAAUUUUUCAAAACUAACCGGCCUAAUGUGACUAUUAUUUCAUCUUUUGAUGAAAUAUAAAUCUUACUCUGUGAAUAUAAAGUUUUAAAAUAUAAUCUAUAUAUACAUAUGUAAGAUGGACAAUGAUGCAUGUUUUGUAAAAAUCUUUAUAUACCUUUAAAUUUUAUUAUUUAAAAAUAGUGCAAUAGAUUGGUUUGAUUAUUGGCAAAACAUUUUAAUUUAUUCUGCCAUGAAACUUUGCAAUGUAAGAAAUGUUGAAAUUAUUGUACAACUUGAAUGGCUUAUGAUUGUGCUGAAUGUCAAACUUAAAUAAUACCUGUGUUAAAAUAGGCACUACGCAUUGAAAUAGAAUUAAGUCUAUCAGUUGUACUAAUUUUGCUAUAUUCUAGUGAAACUGGAUCAUCAAUAUUUGUACAAAUAUUUUUAUUUUUAAGUAUUGAUAGACAUUGAAGAAUUACUCAGAUCUAAUUUGAAUAAUUUUAUAAGAUUGUGUAGAAAAAUGAUUUGCCUUUAAACAUAGGUAAAUGCUUACUUUUGACAAUUCAUAAUAAUCUAAUUCUACUUAGUGUGGAUACUGAAAUAUUGUUUUUGGCCGUGUUAUAGAAAUAACUAUUGAGGUGUUCCGUGAGAUAUAAAUACCUAUUUUUAAACCAUUGGUACUACCUAUACGCAAAAAAGAAGGAACAGAAAUAAUAUUUUGUAGUCAAUUAAUAGAUCUAUGAUUCGCAUAUACGUUCUUAUACCAAUUGCUUCUAAUACCAAUUUAAUAUCAUUAAAAUUAGACCAAUCAUGUGUUACGCUUUAUUUGUUUACCCCAAGCGACUGACAGUGUAUCAGGAUAAAAUGCCCUGUAGAUUAAUAAUUAUUAAUGUUUACUUACCCUAGUGGAAAUAAAAAAUGUAAUAAAGUGUAAUAAAAUAUAAGAAAAUGUAACAAAUCGUACCAUUUUGUACGUUUUUGUUGAAUUUCGGACCUUUUCUACGUUUUAUUGCAGUUUGUUACGUUUUAUUUCAAUUUAUUACAAAUCCAUUAAUCCAGAAUUUCAUGGGGGUCUCUUCUUUGAAACGACAAAUGUAACAAUACGUAAAAAAGUAUAACAAAAUGUAAAAAAUCGUUUGUAAGCGUAAUAUUAUAUAAGAAAAUGGCGACUUUUUUAUUUUCUUACUUCUGCUUACAUCCUAUUACUUUUUCUUACAAUUUCUUAUGCACUUUCUUAUUGACUAUAUUAGGCGGUAAAAUAACAUAUUGUUAUGUCCGAGUAACGAGUAACAAUAUGUAAUAAAAUGUAAAAAAACAAAUCUGAAAAUGUGAGAAAGUGUACAAAAACGUAUGAGAAAAAAGGUUCAAAAUCCAACAAAAAGGUACACUUUCUUACAUUUUCUUACAUUUUUUUACGUUUUAUUACAAUUUAUUACAUUUUUUUCCACUAGGAUAUUAUUAGUUAAACUAAAUAAAGGAUGCGCCGCCUUGACGACAAACAAUUUAGCGAGAGAGAUUUACACCCAUUAAUGGUACAAAUGGCAGGCUGAUAAACUAUAUCACUUGUUAAAUGCUUCCUGAUGUUCUAUAGCAUAUCGAUAUCACAGAAUUACUAAAAUUGACGAGUACACUUGAAGUCCCCCCAAAAUUACAUUCGUAAUUGAAAUUGGUAGUCGUUUCAAAUGCGGAAAAACUGAUGGAUUUUCAUACUUAUGUUAAUUUAAAAUACGUAAACAAACAAUACUUUCUGUAGGGUAAAACAUUGGCAGUUGUGUCAUCUAAUAAUGUGAUCAUAAGCACGACGAUGUUAUACGACUCUGUUUCGAAGAUCGACGUUCGAUACGUGUGCUAUUUUUGAUUUUAUACACUCGUGUGAUUGUUAUUCUCCUAGCUUCGCUCAAAUUUUUAUAUUAGCUCAUUGAACAAGAAACUUUAUUUAUUUAUCAUUUUGUACAUGAAAAUGUAUAAUUCAUUAGAGAAUUAAAUAUACGGAUGCUUUAUUAUAUCGCAUCUACCGCGUAAAUAUAUUUUUUUCAUUUAUUUCUUAUAGUCUGGAUGGGUUUGGUGAUUUUGUCUUGCGAUGCUCUCGUAUACAAAAUUUAUGACGAUAAGCUGACCAGCGUAGCCUCGAUCGUAGCUGUAUAAAAAAAAGACGCUGACCCCGCAAAUAAUUUUUUAUAGCCGGAACCUUAACUCUCCCUUGUCUCUAUAUUUUGAUCCUCAAAUCUCUCACAUCCUGCCUCUCAUUCCUCUCAUAUAAUAAUGCGAACCCAUGUGGACAACUUAUAUUAAUAAAUAAUAUUCAAUAACAUUGAUACAACGCAUCUGCUGUACAAACGUUUCUUUUUCCUGAAUUUGUUUCUCGAUCGGUAAGUGAGGGCGACGGAGAUAUUAACUGUAAUAUCUCUACGACGUAGACGCAGAAGAAACCAAGGACAUUCUUCGUAUUCGAAUAUUUACACGACAAUAAGCCGGCGAGCGUUUAUUAUACUUAUAGCCGUAAGCAUUUUCCAAUUGUUACUCUCAAAAUUUCGCACCGCCAAGACAUGCCUUCUUCAACCUCUCUUUUCGCCCCCUACAGACAAUAAACCACUAUAGCCAAUGAAAACUUUCGUUGGUAAAUUUUGCGGUAACUCCCUCUCAUACCGCGCAUCGCCUUAAAUCGGCAAACAGACGAGCUCCGACGCAUCAGAUUCGACUUGACCGUCGUGCGAACAGCAUCUACAGUAGAUCUUUCAAAGUGCUAGAGUAUACUAUACCUCCGAUACUUUUGCAAUCCGUCGCGUUCGUCGCAAUCUUGUGCCUUGUUAUCCUCAGUUUGGCGUUGCUAGCGUCCGUCGAAACUGACUGCCGCUGGAUAGGAUGUCACGCUCAAUCGGCCAGCGACUGGUGCGAUGUCAUGGGACCAGGAUACAGAGUCAGGAAAAAUUUAACGUUUAGGGACUGCUGGUUGCUGAGGUGAAGUUUUAUAUAUUUGAAGACUACUGACCUGUUGAAAAUAUAUACCUGGAUACAUCCAUGUGGAUAUUCCAUAUGGAUACCCACACGGAUAUCCAUCUAGUUUUUUAAAAAGUCAAGACAGUUAAAAAUUUUCUAUGCGCCUGUUAUGUAUAGUUCAUCUAACCAUUAAUGAAAAUACCAUCCGGAUGGUAUAACACCUAAACUGGGGUUGUGAGCUCAAAAAUAUUCACUUUUUAAUUAUUUUAUAGAAAUUAAAAUUUUUUGUAAUGCUAAAAAAAUUAAGAUUUCGAAGCUCACAACCCCAGUUUUGGUGUUAUCAUGCGGAUGGUACUAACGAAUUUUUAACUGUCUUGACUUUUUAAAAAACUAGAUGGAUAUCCGUGUGGAUAUCCAUAUGGAAUAUCCACAUGGAAUUCACAUAAAUGCAUAUGGAAAAUCCACCUGGAUAUCCAGGUAUAUAUUUUCAACAGGGUGCGUUUCGUAAUGGAUCAUUUUCCUGCAAACCAGAGGAUUAGAUUUUAUAUCUGUAUUCAAAACAAAAUUCAAGUUCAUCGACGAAAUUGUGCGUAUAUACUUCGAUUGGAUUGUUGACAAACUAAUGUAACGCUGCAACUGCUGUUAAAUUCAAUUGAUUUCAAGACUGUAAACGUUCACGAAAUAAUUUCAUAAAAUAAUUUGACUAAAAGGCAGUACUAA